UCGGUUUCAAAAUUAUCUGCAUAACAAUCUCCCGACGGCUAUAUAUACAAAAACAUACACUGUUUUAUGUACACAUCUCGCUUCGGUGUUUGGAUUCGCAGAAAGUGAAAGACAGUGGGAAACAAAUAAAAAAACUAAUGGAGCUUGAUCUUUCUCCCAAGUUAGCUAAGAAGGUGUACGGAGGUGAUGGUGGUUCGUACUUUGCAUGGUCCCCAUCUGAGCUUCCCAUGCUGCGUGAAGGGAACAUUGGUGCCUCCAAGUUGGCCCUUGAGAAAAAUGGUUUUGCUCUUCCUCGUUACUCUGAUUCUGCCAAGGUUGCUUAUGUCCUCCAAGGACAUGGUGUAUCUGGAAUUAUCCUUCCUGAAUCAGAAGAGAAGGUCCUUGAAAUUAAAAAAGGUGAUGCCAUUGCCCUUCCUUUUGGUGCUGUUACAUGGUGGUACAACAAAGAGGAUACAGAGUUAGUUGUUCUUUUCUUGGGAGAUACUUCUAAAGCUCACAAAACUGGUGAGUUUACUGAUUUUUUCCUGACUGGUUCCAAUGGAAUCUUUACUGGCUUUUCGACUGAGUUUGUGAGCCGAGCAUGGGACUUGGAUGAGAACCUUGUUAAGACCCUUGUUGGCAAGCAAUCCAGCAAUGGCAUUGUCAAGCUUGAUGAGAAAUUUAAAAUCCCUGAACCAAAGAAGAAAGAUAGAGAGGGUAUGGCACUGAAUUGUGAGGAGGCUCCUUUAGAUGUGGACAUUGAGAAAGGUGGGAGGGUUGUGGUCUUGAACACAAACAACCUUCCUUUGGUUGGUGAAGUUGGUCUUGGGGCUGACCUUGUUAGAUUGGAUGGGAGUGCCAUGUGCUCCCCUGGAUUUUCUUGUGACUCUGCAUUGCAGGUGACUUAUAUUGUCAGGGGAAGUGGCCGUGUUCAAGUUGUUGGUGUUGAUGGUCGCAGGGUCUUGGAAACAACUGUAAAAGCUGGUAGUUUGUUCAUCGUGCCGAGGUUUUUUGUUGUUUCGAAGAUUGCUGCUCCUGAUGGUAUGGAGUGGUUCUCUAUCAUCACCACCCCAAAUCCUAUAUUCACUCACUUAGCAGGAAGGAAUUCUGUGUGGAAGGCUUUAUCUCCUCAGGUCCUUGAGGCUGCAUUCAAUGUGGAUUCAAAUACUGAAAACACUUUCCGUUCAAGGAGGACUUCUGAUGCCAUUUUCUUCCCUCCACCGAGUUGAGCUGAACAAAAAUUGCUUAGUUCUACUAGCUUCCUACUCACUUCAAUAAAAAAAAGAUUAGCAUGAUGCAGUAGGUCUGUUCUGGUUAUUUUAUGACAGCAGACUUGGGCGUUUUGAGUUGAUUUGGUUGAUUUGUUACAUGAGUUAAUCAGAGUUGGUUUGUGGGUCUCCAAAAUUUUUUAGAUUAAUGAAUUCUUCUCAGCAGCCACCUGUUAAGAAGAAAAAAAUAAAAAAUAAAAGUUCACGUCAGCAAGUAUGUGGUGUAAGGCUUCUGAGUAGAAAAACUUUUUUCUUUUAAUAUUCUGGUCAAGAAAUAGAUUGUACUGAUGUUGUUUAGCCGAUGUUAUUUGAAUGUGCAGACGUCAUAUUUCUAUGGGUUUGUGGGUGCUA
Molecule: messenger RNA, 1598 nt
Organism: Carya illinoinensis
Lineage: Eukaryota; Viridiplantae; Streptophyta; Magnoliopsida; Fagales; Juglandaceae
Product: 12S seed storage globulin 1-like
Exons: 3
Coding region: 138-1208 (356 amino acids)
Molecular function (GO): nutrient reservoir activity
Source: RefSeq, a predicted model, not a curated record